AUGGACGGUGGAGGAAACGUCAAAGUUGUCGUCCGAGUGAGAGCAUUUCUCAAGAGAGAGCUUGAACGUCAGGCAAAAUGCCUGAUUGAUAUGGAUCCCAUCACUCAGCUCACUACUUUAUACUCGCCCGAUGACCAAGACCCAGAAGCUGCAAAGCUGAAGACCCGAAAGGUCAUCGAGGAAAAGAAAUUCACUUUCGACAACUCCUUCUGGAGUCACGACACUAAUGACGAACACUAUGCCACACAGGAGGACGUCUACAACAGCCUGGGCGAAGACUUCUUGGAUCACAACUUUGAAGGUUACCAUACAUGUAUCUUUGCCUAUGGCCAGACCGGCUCUGGUAAAAGUUACACCAUGAUGGGCACCCCCGAUCAGCCUGGUUUGAUUCCUCGAACAUGUGAGGAUCUUUUUGAGCGAAUUGACGCCGCCCACAGCGAGAACUCAAACGUUGCGUACAACGUUCGCGUUUCUUACUUUGAAGUAUAUAACGAGCAUGUUCGCGACCUGCUAGUACCACCCCAGACUCACAAGGCACCCAACUAUCUCAAAAUUCGCGAAUCUCCUACUGAGGGCCCUUACGUCAAGGAUCUUACCGAGGUUCCAGUGCGAAACAUUAAUGAGAUCCUGCGCUACAUGAAGCUGGGCGACACGUCCCGUACGGUAGCAAGCACGAAGAUGAACGAUACCAGUAGUCGAAGUCACGCCGUCUUCACUAUCAUGCUCAAGCAGAUUCACCACGACAUGGAAACCGACGAGACAACAGAGCGAAGCUCUCGCAUUCGAUUGGUGGAUCUGGCAGGUAGUGAGAGGGCGAAAGCCACCGAGGCAACUGGUGCACGUCUGCGUGAAGGUAGCAACAUCAACAAGUCCCUGACUACUCUCGGACGCGUCAUUGCUGCUCUUGCAGACCCUAAAUCCUCCAGAACUGGAAAACGAAGAGAAGUCGUGCCGUACCGAGAUUCUAUCCUCACAUGGCUUCUCAAGGACUCUCUGGGAGGAAACAGUAAGACAGCCAUGAUUGCAUGUAUUGCCCCCUCAGACUACGACGAGACGCUGUCGACAUUGCGUUACGCCGAUCAGGCCAAGCGAAUCCGAACUAGAGCUGUGGUCAAUCAGGACCAUAUCUCCACCGCUGAGCGAGACGCGCAGAUCGCCGCAAUGGCGGAAGAGAUUCGCAUGCUGCAACUUUCCGUUUCGGACUCGAGACAACGUGAGAAAAACGCCAAGGAGGCUGAAGAGAAACUGGAGGAGUACCAAACCCAUGUCAACUCCAUGCAGCGCAUGAUGGAAGAGCGCAGCAUGGUGGCCGAGAGCAAGAUCAAGAAGCUCCAGACAGAGAACGAGGCUCUGAAGCUGCACCUGAAGCUCGCCAUUGAAAGUCUCAAGAAUCCCAUUCCUCCUGUUCCUGUCAAGUCAGAGAGUGAACUCGAUGAGCAAGACAAGGAAAAUGCCUCUGAGUUUGGCGAGGAUGACGAUGAAUACGACUCGGAGAGCACGGCCUACGGCGAAGAAGAUGAGCUGCAGGAGGAAAUGCACCGGUAUCUUCAGGAUAUGGGCAACCUGAGAAAGUUAAUGACGGCAGAUCUUACGAGGUUCAAAACCGAGGACAGCGCCAGGAUGCCAUUGGGCACGAAGGAGAAUUUCUGA
Fusarium coffeatum is the source of this 1650-nucleotide messenger RNA. RefSeq lists its product as uncharacterized. Gene Ontology annotation, biological process: mitotic spindle organization; microtubule-based movement. The transcript has 2 exons. The record is from RefSeq and is a predicted model, not a curated record. The coding region runs from base 1 to 1650 and encodes 549 amino acids. Gene Ontology annotation, molecular function: microtubule motor activity; microtubule binding; ATP binding. Lineage: Eukaryota; Fungi; Ascomycota; Sordariomycetes; Hypocreales; Nectriaceae.